UGCUGCCUGGCCCGGGCCUAUUUAGCUCUCAGGCGACACCGGAGGAAGCCCCGAAGCCAGGCAGGUUGGGUGCCUCCCUGAGCCCCGGGGAGGUCGCACUCAGUGACCGGCUUCCCUAGUCCUGUGCCACGCGACAAGCAGAGAGACAUGAAUUACUCACGGUUCCUCACGGCAACCAGCCUUUCCAGAAAGCCUUCCCCCAUCAGAGGAACAGUUGAGAUAAUGAGCAAGGCACCAAAAACCCUCAUCUCUCUGGCUCCUGGAUCUCCAAACCCGGGCUUGUUCCCUUUUAAGGAGGCUACUUUCACUGUGGAAAAUGGAAACACCAUCCAAUUUGAAGGAGAUGUGAUCCGAAGAGCCCUCCAGUACUCUCCAAGCUAUGGAAUUCCAGAACUUUUGUCCUGGCUGAAACAGUUUCAAAUAAAAUUGCAUAAUCCUCCGACGGUCCACUACCCACCCAAUCAAGGACAGAUGGAUCUCUGCAUCACAUCCGGCUGCCAGGAUGGUCUCUGUAAGGUGUUUGAAAUGCUCAUCAAUCCUGGAGACACUAUCCUCGUAAACGAACCUUUGUUUACAGGAACCCUUUAUGCUAUGAAACCUUUGGGUGGCAACAUUAUUAAUGUCCCCAGUGAUGAGCAUGGGAUUAUUCCAAAGGAGCUCAAAAGAAUACUUUCCCAGUGGAAACCAGAAGAUUCCAAGGAUCCCAUGAAAAAGACUCCAAAAUUUCUCUAUACUGUCCCAAAUGGCAACAACCCUACAGGCUACUCAUUGACAGGUGACCGCAAGAAGGAAAUCUAUGAGCUUGCAAGGAAAUAUGAUUUCCUCAUAAUAGAAGAUGAUCCUUACUAUUUUCUCCAGUUCAACAAGCCCUGGGUACCAACCUUUCUCUCCAUGGAUGUCGAUGGGCGUGUGAUCAGAGCUGACACCUUCUCCAAGAUCAUCUCCUCUGGGUUGAGAGUAGGGUUUAUGACCGGCCCCAAGUCCUUGAUAGAGAGGAUUGUUUUACAUACACAAGUUUCAACACUACAUCCCUGCACUUUCUCACAGCUAAUGAUAUCACAGCUUCUGUACCAAUGGGGAGAAGAGGGCUUCUUCGCUCAUGUUGACAGAAUCAUUGACUUCUACAAGGACCAGCGAAGGGCAAUAUUAGCAGCUGCAGACAAGUGGUUAAGUGGUUUGGCCGAGUGGCACGUUCCCAAAGCUGGGAUGUUCCUGUGGAUUAAAGUAAAGGGAAUCCCCGAUACAAAACAACUGAUUGAAGAAAAGGCUAUCGAAAAAGAGGUCUUAUUUGUUCCUGGAAAUGGUUUCUUCAUCAACACCUCAGCCCCAACUUCCUUCUUCAGAGCAUCCUUCUCUCUGGCUAGUCCAGAGCAGAUGGAUAUAGCCUUCAAGAGACUGGCCCAACUCAUAAAAGAGUCCACAUGAAGAAAUCAAGCUAAGCGUUAUACUCAUGAUUUUUAUGUAAGUUAUUCCCGUACUUUGCUGAAGAAAUGGUUGUUGCGCUUUGACUGACAGAGUGGAUCCAGUUCAUGAAAAAACACAUGUUGCCUCUGUGUGUCUGCAGCAAUUUAACUGAACAACUUUAGAGUGCCUCUCAGUCCACUGUAUUGCCAAAGUAUUUUUCUGAUCUACUUUUGCCUUUUGAUUAAUUUUCAACUCACAAAAGAUUAAAUUUUAUUGUAAAGAACGAAAUAGCUGCUUUACAAUGUCCAAUAAAUUUUUUCUUGAAAUUAA
This is a messenger RNA of Peromyscus maniculatus bairdii (prairie deer mouse), 1734 nucleotides long. RefSeq names its product aminoadipate aminotransferase (gene Aadat). NCBI's taxonomy places the organism in Eukaryota, Metazoa, Chordata, Mammalia, Rodentia, Cricetidae. The record is from RefSeq and is a predicted model, not a curated record. Gene Ontology annotation, molecular function: pyridoxal phosphate binding; L-kynurenine:2-oxoglutarate transaminase activity. Gene Ontology annotation, biological process: biosynthetic process.